GCGCGAGAAUGGUUACGUUGCGCAAAAUGUCAAAAUGUAAUUUCGUGCGUUUCGACUAGCAGACGAAGUUCGUGAGUCGUGAUGGAAUCGGUCGAACGUACGCUCGACAUCGCCAGUAUUUUAACAUGAUGCGCGGAGAAUCGCAGGUCAACAUCUCGCGUUAGUUCGCUUCUGAGAGGUAUAAGGGUGUGCAUGCUCUUUGAAGAUGGAUAUACCUUCAGAGAUAUUAGAAACUCUGGAUAUUGUGGGUGGCAAGAAUGUCAUGGAAGUAUUGAAAGAUGGUGUUUCGGAGCAGGAUAUCAUAUUGGAGUCAGAAGUGACAGAGGAUGUUGAAGAGACAGAAAUAGAGGAAAUCAUAGAGAUAAUCGAAGAGAUUGAAGAAUGCGAUGAAAUUCCUGCAGAUGAUGAUGUAUCUUUGUCAAAGGAUAAGACAUCAAGUAUGAAGAAGAAUGGAAUAGUUGUAAAGGAGAUGAAUGAAAUACAUAAGGAAGCAAAUGACAAGAAUACCGAGAUCUAUGGCUUUGAUGAAGAGAAUUCAAUGUUUAUUUCACCAUCUGUAACAGAGGAGGUAAUCAAGAACAACAGCACACAGAACAGCAGUAACAAGAAGCAAGUUAUAAAAUAUGAUGUAGAUGAGGACUGGCAAGAUGAAGAUCUAGAGCGUAUGGAGGAGUUGGAUAAUACUGAAAUACAGGCACAGGUUAUCUCCAAAAGUGAUAAGAAACAUGUAAAUAAUCAAAGCGUCACUAUGUCGCUGCAAUCAAACAGAUUAGAUAUAAGGACUCAUAUGGAUUCCAUGGCAAAAUCUGACAAGCUAAAAAUGGAUAGUGGCAUUGGAAGUAAUGUAAAUAAUAUCGAAGACAAUAGUAGCACUCACGAGAUAGUGAAGAAUGUAGAAAACAAUUUGUUAUACACUGUACUUGGGACAAAGAAACAAGAUUCCUCUAUGAAGCAACAGGAGAAGCUCAGUGAUGCUCAGUAUAUCAAGAUGGAACGACUUGACGAGAAUACCAUACCAGUUGAGGGUACUAUCUAUUAUGAGGGAGAUAACAUGGAGACACUGUAUGUAGCACAAGCUGUUGACGAUAAUGAGCAAUAUCAGUACGAUAAUGCUGCGAUUGAACAGGAUGAACAGAUAUGGGAAACUUCAAAUAACGAAUCCAAUCAAAACCAAGAGGAGGAUAAUUCUCAAGAUCAGAUAUUUCUACAUGAGGACGAAGACGGACAGCUGUACUUCAAAGACGACAACGGAGCUUUGCAACCGGUGUAUUUGACUGACGACGGGAAUUACGCGAUCGCAGAAAAUAACGACGAUCAAGUGACCAGUAAAGAAUUGCAAUCGAAAUCUGAGCAAAAUAAUAAAACGAUAGAAGACGAUUCUUUUAUUUUGCCUGAUUUAGAUACAAAAUCUUCCAAUAAACAGAUGUCUAAUACUGCAAUAGCAGCGUCGCCGCUGCUGGAUAUCGACAAUGACGAUACUGUAACUAUCUCGUUGAUAAUAUCAGAGGAUGAGAAUGGACAAAAGAGAACCCAAGUCAUUAUACCAACAACAGACAAUUUAAAAUGCGACAUCUGUAAUAAGAGCUUCAAAACGUCUUUCCAGUUACUUAGACACAAUCGGCUGAAACAUGCUCGUGAAGAAGAUAUAACUACAAGAAAUUUUCCUUGCGAUUUGUGUCCCAAGAGAUAUCCCGAUCAGACAUCUCUAGCUCGCCAUAGGAAAACUCAUACCGGCGACCGACCUUUCCAAUGCUUGGAAUGCCACAAAAACUUUCCCACGUCCACAGCGCUACGUCGUCAUUUGAAUCUUCACAAUUCGCAGCCUUCCGCAGCCGUUCUUCAGCAACGACCGCUUCCCUGCAUCUAUUGUGGCCGCCGAUUCAUGGAGAAGGCCAGUCUAACGAAACACGAAGAGUCGCACAUGCCUAGCGAGCAACGCGUACACACAUGUGAUAUAUGUCAGAAGUCGUUCUCGCAUGUGACUGAUCUGAGUAUGCACAAGAAGUAUCAUGAUCCCGACAAGAAAUUCGAUUGUGAGGUGUGCGGCCGUGAGUUUAACCGUUUGAACAAUCUGCAGAGACAUAUGAUGGUUCAUCAGCAACAACAAGGAGAAAACGAAGAAAUACUCUCCUGCGAUGUAUGCGGAAUCACAUACAAGUUCAUGAGUUCGCUGACGAGGCAUAUGGUAACCACGCACAUGAACCCUGAGAAAUUGCGACAGCAAGCGGAGGAGCAGCGACGAAAACGCGAAAAUAAUUACCGGAAGUAUUUGGAGAACCGAAAGAUGUAUGAGACUCAGCAUACCACAUACAAUACAAAACGGAACUAUCAUAACGCGCGUAUACUCACCGGGAAUAACGACGACACGGCCUGA
Dinoponera quadriceps is the source of this 2374-nucleotide messenger RNA. RefSeq names its product zinc finger Y-chromosomal protein 1. The coding region runs from base 206 to 2374 and encodes 722 amino acids. The record is from RefSeq and is a predicted model, not a curated record. The transcript is spliced from 7 exons. NCBI's taxonomy places the organism in Eukaryota, Metazoa, Arthropoda, Insecta, Hymenoptera, Formicidae.